Messenger RNA from Physeter macrocephalus (sperm whale), 3263 nucleotides. RefSeq names its product protocadherin 10 (gene PCDH10). Gene Ontology annotation, biological process: homophilic cell-cell adhesion. Gene Ontology annotation, molecular function: calcium ion binding. The record is from RefSeq and is a predicted model, not a curated record. Lineage: Eukaryota; Metazoa; Chordata; Mammalia; Artiodactyla; Physeteridae. Gene Ontology annotation, cellular component: plasma membrane. The transcript has 5 exons. The coding region runs from base 61 to 3192 and encodes 1043 amino acids.
GCUGGGGAGGUGAUUGGGUGGCUGACUGGCUGCGGGAAGCUGCUUCCUUUCCCUUUGGAGAUGAUUGUGCUAUUAUUCUUCGCCUUGCUCUGGAUGGUGGAAGGAGUCUUUUCCCAGCUUCACUACACGGUUCAGGAGGAGCAGGGACAUGGCACUUUCGUGGGGAAUAUCGCUGAAGAUCUGGGCUUGGACAUUACAAAACUUUCGGCUCGCGGGUUUCAAACGGCGCCCAACUCUCGGACCCCUUACUUGGACCUCAACCUGGAGACCGGGGUGUUGUACGUGAAUGAGAAGAUUGACCGCGAGCAAAUCUGCAGGCAGAGCCCCUCCUGCGUCCUGCACCUGGAGGUCUUCCUGGAAAACCCCCUGGAGCUGUUCCGGGUGGAGAUCGAGGUGUUGGACAUCAAUGACAACCCCCCCUCCUUCCCGGAGCCGGACCUGACCGUGGAGAUCUCUGAGAGCGCCACGCCGGGCACCCGCUUCCCCUUGGAGAGCGCAUUCGACCCAGACGUGGGCACCAACUCCUUGCGCGACUACGAGAUCACCCCCAACAGCUACUUCUCCCUGGACGUGCAGACCCAGGGGGAUGGCAACCGAUUCGCCGAGCUGGUGCUGGAGAAGCCGCUGGACCGGGAGCAGCAAGCGGUGCACCGCUACGUGCUGACCGCGGUGGACGGGGGAGGAGGGGGGGGAGGGGAAGGAGGAGGCGGCGGCGCGGGAGGGGGCCUGCUCCCCCAGCAGCAGCGCACCGGCACGGCCCUACUCACCAUCCGAGUGCUGGACUCCAACGACAAUGUGCCCGCCUUCGACCAACCCGUCUACACUGUGUCCCUCCCAGAGAACUCGCCGCCGGGCACGCUCGUGAUCCAGCUUAACGCCACAGACCCAGAUGAGGGCCAGAAUGGCGAGGUCGUGUACUCCUUCAGCAGCCACAUUUCGCCCCGGGCGCGGGAGCUCUUCGGACUCUCCCCUCGCACUGGCCGACUGGAGGUGAGCGGCGAGCUGGACUACGAAGAGAGCCCGGUGUACCAAGUGUACGUGCAAGCCAAGGACCUGGGCCCCAACGCCGUGCCCGCGCACUGCAAGGUGAUCGUGAGAGUGCUGGAUGCGAACGACAACGCGCCGGAGAUCAGCUUCAGCACCGUGAAGGAGGCGGUGAGCGAGGGCGCGGCGCCCGGCACGGUGGUGGCCUUGUUCAGCGUGACCGACCGCGACUCGGAGGAGAACGGGCAGGUGCAGUGCGAGCUGCUGGGGGAUGUGCCGUUCCGCCUCAAGUCUUCCUUCAAAAACUACUAUACCAUCGUGACCGAGGCCCCUCUGGACCGAGAGGCGGGGGACUCCUACACCCUGACCGUGGUGGCUCGGGACCGGGGCGAGCCCGCGCUCUCCACCAGUAAGUCGAUCCAGGUGCAAGUGUCCGAUGUGAACGACAACGCACCGCGAUUCAGCCAGCCGGUCUACGACGUGUAUGUGACCGAAAACAAUGUGCCGGGCGCCUACAUCUACGCGGUGAGCGCCACCGACCGUGACGAGGGCGCCAACGCCCAGCUAGCCUACUCUAUCCUCGAGUGCCAGAUCCAGGGCAUGAGCGUCUUCACUUACGUAUCCAUCAACUCCGAGAACGGCUACUUGUACGCCCUGCGCUCCUUCGACUACGAGCAGCUCAAGGACUUCAGCUUCCAGGUGGAAGCCCGGGACGCCGGCAGCCCCCAGGCGCUGGCUGGCAACGCCACUGUCAACAUCCGCAUCGUGGAUCAGAACGACAACGCCCCUGCCAUAGUGGCGCCCCUUCCGGGGCGCAACGGGACUCCGGCGCGCGAGGUGCUGCCCCGCUCGGCGGAGCCGGGUUACCUGCUGACCCGCGUAGCCGCGGUGGACGCGGACGACGGCGAGAACGCCCGGCUCACCUACAGCAUUGUGCGGGGUAACGAAAUGAACCUCUUCCGCAUGGACUGGCGCACCGGGGAGCUCCGCACCGCGCGCCGGGUGCCGGCCAAGCGCGACCCCCAGCGGCCUUACGAGCUGGUGAUCGAGGUGCGCGACCACGGGCAACCUCCCCUGUCCUCCACCGCCACCCUGGUGGUGCAGCUGGUGGAUGGCGCUGUCGAGCCCCAGGGCGGGGGCGGGGGCGGGGGGUCAGGGGAGCACCAGCGCCCCAGCCGCUCCGGCGGCGGGGAGACCUCGCUGGACCUCACCCUCAUCCUCAUCAUCGCGCUGGGCUCGGUGUCCUUCAUCUUCCUGCUGGCCAUGAUCGUGCUUGCCGUGCGUUGCCAAAAAGAGAAGAAGCUCAACGUCUACACGUGUCUGGCCAGCGACUGCUGCCUCUGCUGCUGCUGCAGCGGUGGCGGCUCGACCUGCUGCGGCCGCCAAGCCCGGGCGCGCAAGAAGAAACUCAGCAAGUCGGACAUCAUGCUGGUGCAAAGCUCCAACGUACCCAGUAACCCGGCCCAAGUGCCGGUGGAGGAGUCCGGGAGCUUUGGCUCCCAUCACCACAACCAGAAUUACUGCUACCAGGUCUGCCUGACCCCCGAGUCCGCCAAGACCGACCUGAUGUUCCUUAAACCCUGCAGCCCUUCGCGGAGUACGGACACUGAGCACAACCCUUGCGGGGCCAUCGUCACCGGCUACACAGACCAGCAGCCCGACAUCAUCUCCAACGGAAGCAUUUUGUCCAACGAGACUAAACACCAGCGAGCAGAGCUCAGCUAUCUAGUUGACAGACCUCGCCGAGUUAACAGUUCUGCAUUCCAGGAAGCCGACAUAGUAAGCUCUAAGGACAGUGGCCAUGGAGACAGUGAACAGGGAGAUAGUGAUCACGAUGCCACCAACCGCGGCCAGUCAGCUGGUAUGGAUCUCUUCUCCAACUGCACCGAGGAAUGUAAAGCCCUGGGCCACUCAGAUCGGUGCUGGAUGCCUUCAUUUGUCCCUUCUGAUGGACGCCAGGCUGCUGAUUAUCGCAGCAAUCUGCAUGUUCCUGGCAUGGACUCUGUUCCAGACACUGAGGUGUUUGAAACUCCAGAAGCCCAGCCUGGGGCGGAGAGGUCCUUCUCCACCUUCGGCAAAGAGAAGGCCCUUCACAGCACCCUGGAGAGGAAGGAGCUGGAUGGACUGCUGUCUAAUACACGAGCGCCUUACAAACCACCAUAUUUGAAUCAUUUCCAUCCUCUUUCUUAUUUUGUACAUUGGAAGUAAAGCCAUAUAAGCGUUGUGCAUCAUGUGAGUCUAACAAAGGAAGAUUAUCAAUUAAAAUAUAAAUAGAAUUA